Molecule: messenger RNA, 972 nt
Organism: Dioszegia hungarica
Lineage: Eukaryota; Fungi; Basidiomycota; Tremellomycetes; Tremellales; Bulleribasidiaceae
Exons: 5
Coding region: 1-972 (323 amino acids)
Biological process (GO): retrograde vesicle-mediated transport, Golgi to endoplasmic reticulum
Cellular component (GO): endoplasmic reticulum; SNARE complex
Molecular function (GO): SNAP receptor activity
Source: RefSeq, a predicted model, not a curated record
AUGGCAGGCUCAACAGUAGCUGUGAUGCGCACCGCCAAUACUCCGUCUCCCCAGAUCCUGCGAGCUGCAAAAUCAGCUGCGAGCUCGCCGCAUGCGCUCAUCAAUCUCACCCGGCUCGUCAAGUCGCUGGACGCCAAGAUACCUGCGUCGGAACCGGGUGAUAGUCCGCUCGUCGACUUGUCUGGGCUGUCCGCUGUUCAGCGGAGAAAGGACUGGGAGUGGUUGUUGUAUGCUCGGGCGGUCCUGGAUUUUCUGAGGGAUGGUAAUGAAGGGUCUUCAUCGUCGACCAAGACCAUCGCCGAGCUCACUACCAGCGUCAACGGUAUCAUCGCUCGAUACGAAGCUACGGUCGGCCCUUCUCUCGCGGGGCCUGCGCAGGCUACGUCCCCUCCCAGUCACAGUAAUGCCGAUCUAGUAUCCGCACAUGGGGCUGCUCCGACCCGAGCAAUGUCCCUAUCGAUACCACCCUCAGCGAUGGCCCCGCACGUCGAGCCCUCCUCAGCAACUCGCCGUCGACGCGCUGUCCCCUCUUUAUCCGAAUACCUUUCCAAGCGGGAACGUGAAGACGCCCGAGGCGGUGAAAUCGGCCUUCUCCCUCUCGGCGGGGACGCAAGAAGAGGAACAGGCGGACCAACCAAGUCGCAGGGGGACCAGCUGCUCGCGGGACAGCGAAGCGAGGGGGUCAUGGGCAACUCGCAAUGGCAUGAAGAGCUGGGGGGGCAGCUGGCCGAAAUGUCACACCGGCUGAAAUUGAAUGCUAUACAUUUUUCAAACUCGCUCGAGGCGGAGAAAUCUCUCUUGGAAACGUCGCAGCAGACGCUGGAAAGCAACCUCGUGGCGACUCAGGCGUCCAAGAAACAGCUUGGGACGGUCAGCAGUAAAGGGAGGGGAACGACGUGCUUGACGCUGGGAGUGAUCAUUCUGGUAUUGAUCAUUUUUGUGUGGACGUACAUGCUCAUCAGAUUCACCUAG